Annulohypoxylon maeteangense is the source of this 8220-nucleotide messenger RNA. Its product is annotated as cell morphogenesis N-terminal-domain-containing protein. Lineage: Eukaryota; Fungi; Ascomycota; Sordariomycetes; Xylariales; Hypoxylaceae. The transcript is spliced from 2 exons. The record is from RefSeq and is a predicted model, not a curated record. The coding region runs from base 337 to 8205 and encodes 2622 amino acids. Gene Ontology annotation, cellular component: site of polarized growth; cell cortex. Gene Ontology annotation, biological process: cell morphogenesis.
GGUCCAGGCCCCUUCUUUAUUCAUUCAAUCAUCGUCGUCAAGUCCCCAGGCCCACUAGACAGUUCGUCAUUAGGGGUCUGUGAAGCCCCAGGGCUGCCUUAUCUUGCCGUACCGAAAUAUCAUGGGCAUCGAAGCUCAACGAUGGGUGAGUAAUGAAUUCCAGGUUACCUAAAACUUCCGCGCCUCCUCCUCUUCGGACGACGAAAUAUUAAUACUUUAACGCACACUCUUUACCUGUCGCUUGAUAAAUGUGCCACUUUCGGGUUGUGUUUCUGUUUCAGAGUUUCACAAGAGGGAGGGGGUCUAACAUUUCAACCUUUCCCCCCCUGCGCUCUGAUGUUCUCACCCAGGUCUGCUUCACCUUUACUGACAACGUUGUCGCACCACCUAGCUCCGUCCCAGACGCUGCCAGACCAUUUCCACGAUCCUUCCUUAAAGUUUUCCCCGCGAUCUACCCCGCGAAUUAAUACCCACGACGGCGACGGCGACGAUGAUGAUGGUGAUAAUGGCGGGUGGGAUAAUACUCUUAGACCUAUAGCUCACGAUCCUUCUACCUCUCGCGUCAUUGCGCACUCGCGCGAAUCCUCCCUCGAAAAGCUUCAGUCUGGUUCACUAGCCGGUAUCCCUGAAUCUCCCCAAUCUCCUCCGGCUUCCUCCACCAUCAACUCCCCCGGAUUACGUUCAGCCGCAUCGCGUCCGAGCCCCGGCGGCAUAUUCGAGCGUCUCGCCGAUCCCAAAGCUGCCGCGUACGGACACCAUCGCCAAACUUCUAUUGUUCAUGGCAUCCAACACUCGAGGAAUGGGAGCCACGCAAGUUCGUCUUCGAGUCCCCUUAGUCCGCAGAUGAUAGCGGCAGCAGGUGCUGGACUUUUGCCGGAACGCCCAGACUUGUCCACAAUGAACCGAUUAGAUUCAGAAUUGUCAACGCCGUCCUCUAUGGCCUCGAUGGCUUCGAUAGCCUCUCGGCCGCUAACCGCCUUGUCGGGCACGACGGCCAACGCCUCUAUCCAUUCCACCGAAAAAUCAGAGUCGUUAACGAUACGGUCUACCCAGGAUAGCAGUAGCAGUGGCACUAUUAUACAGAGGAAGGUUGAGCGGAUGCAUAGCAAAACUCGGCGCGACCAUAAUCAUCACCAUUCACAUUCGUCGAGACAUCAUAGAGAUGAGCCUAAGACAGUAGGCGAAUAUGCUAUGCAUGUAUUAUUUACGUCGUUUAUUGCUAUGGCUGAAGAGAAGCUUGAUGACUGCAUCAAACCGCCUUUUGAUCCUGAGCCGUCUAUCGAACAUAUUUGCGGCCCUGGGGCAGAUCCAGCCUUUGAUCGUUUUAUCAUCGCUCUCGGUCACAUUGCAAGUCAAAAACCGAGACCCCUGAUCGAUUCUAUUAUGCUUUGGCGGAAGCAUAAAAGUGAGGCUGCUAAUGAGGCACGCGGUAGUCUGCAACAGAUGAGGUCUAAUAUACCAACUGCCUCUCUUGUGAGGCGAAACACAGAGCCAUUACAGCUCCUCACUGGUAACCCAGACGACGCAGCAUCUCCUGGGACGCAAACUCUCGCAGAGAAGCAAAAUAAGGCGGCUCAUGCCGAACGUCGUUCUAUCAUCUCCAUCUAUAUCUUGUGCCGAGUCCUCUUAGAAGUUAUUAGUCAGAGUAGUCUCAGCUCUAUAACCCCUGAGAUGGAAGACAAGCUUGAGGCUAUCAUAUUUGGCCAACUUAAGAUUGCUGACAUAGAACAGCUAUAUGUAUCUCCUCUCAAGCUGGCUAAUUGGAACCUUUUCGCCCAGCUGCUUGGAGCCAUGAGUGUAAUCAACUUUUCCAGUGUCGCAGAGCGGUUUAUUGCCGAUCUUAGUCAAUCGCUUUUAAAUCUCGCUGUUAAGAGUCCGACGACCCAAAAUAGGGAUCCGGAAGGACAAGUGGAGUUGGUGCUAGGAGGUAUGAAGCAUCUACAUAUCAAGAUUGAUACCGACGAAAACUGGGAUCAAACGUGCGGCUUCUUGAUAUCCUUGGGUAAACUAUUUGCUCAAUCUCAUGGCCAGAAGGUGAAAUCGGCAUUUUGUCAGAUAUUGGAUACACUGCUGCUCCCCAUUGCUGCCAAGGCAACAAAUAAGCACUUCUCCUACCUGAAGUGGUCGGAAGUGCUAAGCAAUAUAAGCCCUCGCCUAGCGACAAUGUUUGCAAAACCGCGUCAUUGGUUGGCUGCGUUCCCGUUGACGGCAACGAUGCUUUGUGUAUCGUCCCCGGAGAAUCUCACUACCCAAUGGCUUCAGCUGGUUCGGACGGUCCAGCCAAGACUCAAAGAUCGUGCCGUGCGUCCUCUAUGCUUACAAGUCAUCUCAAGGCUACUUUGGGCCUACUUAUAUCGAACUAAUGAUUCCAUGGCCGGAGCUACUCGCAAAUUAGACGAGGUGCUACAACUUGUCUUGCCUAGCUCCAAGCGUACAUUUUCGGCCGCAGACACGGCAUCUACGGGACCCUUGAUACAGAUUAUUAGAAUCAUUGGUUAUAAAUAUCCGGAGUAUUGUUGCACGAAUAUCAUCUUCCCCUUAAUUAAUGCAGAACUGUUCAAUCUAAAUAAGGAAUUGAAAGUUGAGCAACUUGAGCCGGAUAGGAUGGUCAUCGGAAUCAGGGCAUUCCUCACAAUCAUGUCAGAUUUAGAAAAGGGUGACCUUGGACGACCUCCGUUUCCGCAGCACUAUUCCUUCCUAUCCGCCUCCGAUCGGGUCCCUCCAAGCUCGCCAGCAUCGACUUCAGCUUCUAGUGUUGUUCCGUCAAGUCCGCUCUUACCUGAUCGUGAUGAAUCUUUAUCACGGCCUGUGCAAUUAGGCGCUUUGAGCGAAGGUGCGAGAUCCAAUUAUAAAAAAUUCUCAGAAAUCCUUGGUAAAAUUACAAUUAUCUGCGAUAACACAUUCGGGGGUCAAGCCGCACUAGAUGAGAAGUUCAGUAGUCCAGGAGGAGGUCCAAAAACUCCUAUUGCCGAGACGUUCAACUUCUCAAGACGCGAUGACCAUCCAAGUCCUGCAGACCAGAAACAGGCUUUCUACGAACUUCUCCACGUUGCUGUGCAGGCUUUGCCUCGUUGUCUACCUGCUGAUAUACCAUUCAAUACCCUCAUCAACUUACUCUGUACAGGAACUGCACAUGUUCAAUCUAACAUCGCUGAAUCUUCUGCCCAAUCUCUCAAAUCUAUUGCCCGACAGUCAUAUGCCCAUCAAGUUACGGUUGGAUUUGCAAGGUUUAUCUUCAACUUUGAUGAUCGUUAUUCUACAAUGUCUGAUGGAGGGAUGCUAGGUCCUGGUCAUAUUGAGUCUACUCUACGACUUUAUGUCGAGUUGCUACAAAUAUGGAGGGAUGAGAUACGGCGAAAGACUAAAGAUGCUGCAUCUGAUCCUACAGAUCUCAACGGUGCCGAUAAACGCGGUAUGAAACUGGAUUUGUCCAGCAUAUGGGCAGAAGUCGAACAUGUUGAAGCGCGUGGUCUAUUCUUCUUAUGCUCACAAUCACGAAGAGUACGAAAUUUCGCGAUUACGGUUCUUCGACUGAUCGUUGAAUUCGACACUGCCCUAGGCAAGGACACCGAGCAAGAGAAGGAUACCGUCCGCCUUAUUGAUAUCCUCGAAAAUGAUUCGGUGCAAGUGAUGAAUUUUAAAGACGAACAUCUAUCUAUAGCAGAACGAAGCCGAUUGCAAAGGGGUAUGCAAAACAGCAACAACAAAGGUGCCCUCAUAGACCUUUGCACUAGCGACGUUUCGUAUGAUACAACCCUCUGGUUUAAGAUUUUCCCUAAUUUCAUACGGAUUGCCUAUGAUCGAUGUCCCUUUACUGUAACCAUCGGUCGUGACCUAGUGUGCAAUCGAGUUCUACAGAUGUACAAGGGCAUCGUAGUUCUGUCAGAGCCAACCCGUGGCCUCUACUACGGAUCCGAACCCGGUAGCGCUCGAUAUACGGGAAGGACACCAACCACACAACCCGACGUUCUGGUUGAACAGUGGAAAUUGUAUUUGGCUUUCGCCUGUACAACAUUAACCGACUCGGGGACCGUCAUGAACGGUCCUUCUCAGGGAAGUCAACAUACCCGAAAAGGGUCUAAAUCUGCCGAAAAACUAGUAUCGGCAAGAACACUCUUUAAAUUCUUGAUACCGUUGCUAUUCGCCUCUUCGCGCUCUGUUCGAGAAGCCGUUGUGCUUGCCAUGGGAUCCAUUAAUAUCAACAUAUAUCGAACGUUACUCGAAGAAUUGCAAGGACAUGUAUCUCGAUGCAACGACGAAGCUCGCGCGCGAAUACAUCAACGAACCAGUAGCGGUCCACGUAGAAAUCCAAAAAUGGAUACGCUACGAGCAGAGCUCACUCAUGUGUACAAGUUGACGUGCCACUUCUUAAAAGAGCCAGAUGUCUACCAAGAUGAUUGGAUUCUCGGUAACCUUUGCACAUAUACCAAGGAUAUCAAACUCUUUUUGAUGGAUGGCGAGGUUCAGAUGGAUUGGGAGUUCCAGAAACUAAGACAACAUUACUGUGGCUUAGUCGAAGGACUUUUUGACGGCAUUAACCGUACGAAAGAUCCGUCCCGCUGGAUGACAUUCGAAUCUCGGAAAUCUUCGUUUACCCUGAUGGAAGACUGGUGCGGAUUCUCGCCCAAUCAGAUGCAGAUCCGCCAAAGAGAAGACACGAUGCGACAGUCCCUAAUUGACAAGAAAUCUCUGGGCGAACGGGGCCCUAUCUCCGCUGGCAUGGAAAUAGAGAAGAGAAACCUGAAGACGGCAGCCCUGAGCGCCAUGGCUGCUCUUUGCGCCGGCCCGGUUAGUGUGACUACUGAAAGUGGCGCCACCCUCCAUUUUGACAUGAGACGGAUGCUUAAUUGGGUAGAUUCAAUCUUCAGCUCUGGAAGCGAUCGGGUGAAUAUUAUCGGGAGAAGAGCAUUGAAGAACCUAAUCGUUUACAACCAAGAUCACCCAUAUCUCCUAGAGCAUUGCAUUGCACGAUGCUAUAUAACAGAGGUGCCGAAGGUGCUGGAAAGUUAUUUCACGGUCAUCACCGAGGUGCUACAGGAACAUGUCGACUACCCAUCGCCGUUCUGGAAACUCUUAGGGCUGUGCUUAUUCACUUUAGGUAGUGAUCAAAGCGACAUCCGAUCGAAAUCUGCCCACGUUCUCGAAGCGCUAGAGGAGAAACAACAAGCUGCACAGAACUCCAAGAUUUCGGAUUUUGAGAUCAGUAUCGCGGACAAGACCAAAGCAGUCUACAAGUUGGCCCAAUUCGAAAUUUCGAAACGAUUAGCCAAGCAACAUCCGGAACUCGCAUUCCACGUGUUCUCUGAAGUAACACUUUACUUUAAGAGUCUUCCCUCAGCUGCGCAACGGAAUGUAGUCGCCGUCAUCCUACCCUGGAUCCAGACAAUCGAGCUUAAAGUCGACCCGAACGGUGGCCCUACGGCGCAAUCUUACGUGCUCCUCGCUAAUCUGCUUGAGGUCACCAUCAAAUCCAGCGCAGCACUGCAUAAUGAAGUACAAGCGCUCUGGCAAGCCCUCGCAACCGGACCACAUCCUGGAAACGUCAGACUUGUGCUUGAUUUCAUAAUCUCCCUAUGCUUAGAGCGAAGAGAACAAAAUUUCGUCGAGUAUGCCAAGCAAAUCGUGGUGUUUUUGGCAAGCACCCCUAGCACUCCUGGCAUCAAAGUAGUCGAGUUUCUUUUAAUGCAGAUCACUCCAAAGGCCAUGGUCCCCAACGAAAAGAGAGAUGCCGUCCAAUCACCUCCCGAUAUUAGCCAGCUGCAAUUACCCUACUGUGCUGACUUGUCAGAAGCACUACCUGUUGGUACCAAGCAGGCCGGCUUCUCCCUCGGACAAUUAUCCCUGAUACUCUUAGUCGACUUGAUGGUAUCCCCGGUGCAGUUGGAUCGUAACAACUUAAUAGUCUUGUUACAAGUUGUCACGGUACUUUGGGAUCACUAUACCCCUCUUGUCCAAGAACAAGCUCGCGAGAUGUUAGUACAUCUUAUCCACGAAUUAGUUGUCUCCAAGAUGGACGAUGGUACUCCCCUGGAGACAAAGAAGUCUGUUGAGGAUGUAGUCGAUGCGAUCCGACGUCACGACCGUGCUGUUGUCUGGAGUUACGAAGAAAGCAACGGCAAAGUAGACGGCCGCGACAAUAAGGUCCCACAAAGUAUGGAGCAUCUCACUGCGGAGGUUGUCAAGACUUUUGAAGUUACCUUCCCAGGAAUCAAAGAAGAAUGGAGCCGUCUCUCUCUAACUUGGGCGACAUCUUGUCCGGUGAGGCACCUAGCGUGCCGCUCGUUCCAGAUAUUCCGUUGCAUUCUUACCUCGCUCGACCAGUUCAUGUUGGGAGAUAUGCUUGCACGAUUGUCCAACACCAUUGCCGACGAAGAUACCGAGAUUCAGACAUUUUCCAUGGAAAUCCUGACUACCCUAAAAACGCUUAUUUCGAAACUCGAACCCGAGAAACUCACAUCUUUCCCUCAGUUGUUCUGGACGAUGUGCUCAUGUUUGGAUUCGAUCAACGAGGUUGAGUUCCUUGAAGCGAUCGAGAUGCUCAAUGAAUACCUAGAAAAACUUGAUUUCCACUCACCAGGCGUUCGACGGGCUCUUAUGGAUGGCCAGCCUCCAAGAUGGGAAGGUUCGUUUGAGGGUGUUCAACCUCUACUCUCCAAGGGCCUAAGGUCAUCUACCUGUCUCCAGCCUACUCUCGACACCCUGGAUAAGCUUGUUCAGCUACCGAGCGGUCAUCUUAUCGGAAACGACAAUAGGCUCUUCUUCUCUAUUCUGGCCAAUUUCCCUCGCUUCUUGCAAGCCAUGGAGCAAGAUGUUAUUGACAAAGGAACCCUGCAGAGUGCGGAAAUACUCUUCUCAGUCGCCGAUGCCCAAGGAAUGGGAUCCAUAUGUGCUGCUCUAGGAGGAUUUAUUGAUUCGGCGUAUCGUUCGAGCAGAGAUUUCAUGACCCAGUUGCUCGCCGCACUUCGAGAGUUCUUCUUACCGCAGCUCGACUUCAGCCUGUUAACAACAUUGAUGGGUUUUCUCACAAAUUGCAUGCCCUGGAUGAAGAUCAUGACAAUGCGAUUACUCUGCGUCGUCAUUCCCGAGAUCGAAAUGCGCAAGGCUGAAAUCGCUGGUCACGGCUCUGACUUGAUCUCGCCGCUCUUCCGAUUACUCCAAACCGAAUAUUGCAUGGAGGCGCUAGAGGUGCUCGACAAUAUCAUGACUAUGUCCGGAACUCCGAUGGACAAGCAUUACGUUCGGAUGAGUAUGACUAGUGCCGCAUCCAAAGACAAGAAAGACUACGAGACAACUCAGAGUCUAUUUGGCAUUCCAGAAGAGUCUGGCUGGUCUAUUCCAAUCCCAGCAAAGAAGACGGAGUUAACACGAGCCAAUAUCCAUGCCGCAUUCUACAUGUGCCAGGCAAACCCGGAGAAUGGCACACCUACAGAACCGACGCCAACCGAGGAAGUCGAAUUCCACGAGGACAAUUACCGUUACGGCUAUUUCGACAUGCCAGACCGAACCGAAACCAUGAUGUCGGACGAUGCCCAGGGCGAGGGUCAGAUGGCCGACUUAGUAACGAAGCUUGACAGUCUAGACGAUUUCUUCGAUGACAUGUCGCAGACCUCACCUAGCGAAGGCCGCUCAUCGAGAACCGUAACCGAAUUCGGCCCCGACAGCUACGAAUCCGGCGCGCGACUCUACGACGACGUCCUCCCUAUCCUGCACCAAGCCUCAACCAACACCUCCUUCCAAAACGGCUUCGUUGACCGAGUUCCCGCUUCCAAGGAAACCAAACCGAACACCAUGAACCCCAAAGCUUUCAACAUGAACCUCAGCCCCACUGCACUAGCCAGACCGGGCCUACACUCGCGCUCGAUAACGUCCCCAUCGGCGCCGGCAUCGUGGACGCCGCCGCAUCUUAGCGAGCUGACGUCCGACGACGACCUCACCGAGGACGUGUUCUCGGACGGCGACGACGACAGGCCGGUCAACGGGGCAACUGAAAGUUCGUUCUUCCUCGAGAACAUGAUUAAGCCGAUUGCGCAGACGACGAGAACGCAUAUGCGCCGGCUUACGGGUGGUGGUAGGUCGAGAGACCAUGCGGAGAAGCAGAGGGAGCUGUUUCGUGCGAGGCAGUUGCAGGUUUCGCCCCAGGUGCCGAAGGUCCCUAAUUCGUUCUUGCCGCAUAAGGCUAGUCCGUCGACGGGGGAGAUGUUGUGAGGAUAGAUGGCUGGU